AUGGCAAAUAAUACGACAGUAACAGAAUUUAUUCUCUUGGGCUUGUCUCAGAAUCCAAGGGUGCAGAGCAUCCUUUUCCUCAUUUUUCUUGCCAUUUACAUUACAUCCUGGCUGGGAAAUCUGACAAUCAUUACUAUUGUAAUUUUCAAGCCUCAGCUCCACACACCCAUGUAUUUCUUUUUGGCCAACUUGGCUGUCAUGGACAUCAGUGACUCCACAGUGACUUCUAUCAAAAUGCUGUGGGAUCUCAUCACCCAUACGAAUACCAUCUCUUAUAACUGGUGUAUUGCCCAAGUUUUCUUCUUCCAUUUUAUUGGGGGAGCUUUGACUUUUUUCCUAGUAGUAAUGGCUGUUGAAAGAUACAUAGCAAUCUACAAACCACUGCAAUAUUUGCUUAUUAUGCAUCAAGGAGUUUGUGUGGGUUUGGUGACAGGUGCUUGGCUGGGUGGUUUUGCCCACUCCAUUGUACAGGUAGCAUUAAUACUUCAGCUGCACUUCUGUGGACCCAACAUACUGGAUCAUUUCUUCUGUGAUAUAUCCCAGAUUGUCAAGCUGUCUUGUACUGACACAUACAUGACUGAGAUACUUUUUGUGCUCCUUGUGAUCAAGAUUAAAACACACAUGCUGGAAGGAAGGCACAAAGCCCUUUCUACUUGUGCUGCUCAGAUAAUAGUAAUAAGCAUAUAUUUUGGACCUUCAAUGUUCACUUAUAAUCAGCUUUUCAAAGUAUUUCCGGGUGAGAAGUUUGUUGCAGUAAUGUAUUCUCUCAUCACACCAGUGAUGAACCCAAUUAUUUAUACUUUGAGAAAUGCAGAAAUGAAAAAUGCUAUUAGAAAACUCAAAAGAAAAAUUUGGUCUCCUAGAAGGAUUAGUUAUUCUUCUUGCUGCUCAAAUUUCAGUUCAGAAUUCUUAAAAUGUAGAAGAUGCAUUUAG
Messenger RNA from Heteronotia binoei (common prickly gecko), 933 nucleotides. Its product is annotated as olfactory receptor 4D2-like. Bases 1 to 933 code for a protein of 310 amino acids. The transcript has a single exon. Gene Ontology annotation, cellular component: membrane. Gene Ontology annotation, biological process: G protein-coupled receptor signaling pathway. NCBI's taxonomy places the organism in Eukaryota, Metazoa, Chordata, Lepidosauria, Squamata, Gekkonidae. The record is from RefSeq and is a predicted model, not a curated record. Gene Ontology annotation, molecular function: olfactory receptor activity; G protein-coupled receptor activity.